Messenger RNA from Zingiber officinale, 1169 nucleotides. Its product is annotated as protein Jade-1-like. Gene Ontology annotation, biological process: regulation of transcription by RNA polymerase II. The transcript is spliced from 2 exons. The record is from RefSeq and is a predicted model, not a curated record. NCBI's taxonomy places the organism in Eukaryota, Viridiplantae, Streptophyta, Magnoliopsida, Zingiberales, Zingiberaceae. The coding region runs from base 107 to 979 and encodes 290 amino acids.
AAUUCCCGCUUCGCCUUCCCCGCCCUCUAAAUUCCUCUCCCUCUCCCUUUCCUUCCAACUCCCCGCCCUUUGAUUCGCAAUCUUUCUCUUCUCUUCACUGUGAAUCAUGGAGCUACCACCGUCCAAAAGGUACAAGCUUCUCCACCAACAAGAAGACCUCUCCCAUGGUCCUUACUUCCUCGAAUCUCUCCCUGCGAAAAAGAGAUUAGCCUGCUUCACAGCAGCCGUCUGCCUCCCGGCCAAAAAGAGAGUAUGGGCUCCUUUCCACGCUUCCUCUAUCGACCUCAACCUGCGGCCUGGUGACGAAGCUGAGGAAGAAGAGGGACCGAAGGAACCAGCCAACUGCGGAGAACAAGCAGACGAGGAAGAUGACGGUGUCAUCUGUGCAGUCUGCCGGAGCACCGACGGCGACCCACUCGACCCCAUCGUGUUCUGUGACGGCUGCGAUCUCAUGGUUCACGCUUCCUGCUAUGGCAGCCCUCUCAUCGAUUCGAUCCCUGAAGGCGACUGGUUCUGCACGCUGUGUGAGCGUCGGCCCGAGAAGGGGGCUGCGGAGACGAGUUGCUGCCUCUGCCCCGUGCAGGGCGGCGCGAUGAAGCUGACGGAGGAUGGCCGGUGGGCGCACAUCGUGUGCGCUCUCUUCGUGCCGGAGGUCUUUUUCCGGGACCCCAAAGGCCGAGAGGGUGUCGACUGUUCCCGCGUCCCUGAUAGGCGGUGGAAGCAGAUAUGCUAUCUUUGCGGCGCGGCCGGUGGGUGUGCAGUCGAGUGCUCGGAGCCCAAAUGCAGGUUGAGUUUCCAUGUGUCAUGCGGGCUGGAGCAGCGGCUUUGCUUUGAGUACAAGGAGUGGCGCGGUGCGGCCAUUGUUGCCGGAUUCUGUGCGGAGCACACAAAGCUCUGGGUGAAGCAACAACAAAGUGGAAAGUUCAGGAUCGUGGCAAGGGAGGAGCAGGAGGAUCGAAAGGGGAAGGGCAAAGCUUGAAGCUGGGUUGCCUUGCAGGGUGCAACUCUGUUGGUUCUUGUUCAUUUACAGCUUUGUCUUAACUUGGUGUUCUGUUUUAUUUAAAGUUCCUGAUCUUGAUAACCUUUUGAAUGUGUGGAGGUGCUGGAUUUUGAUUCAGAAAUUACAGUAUGUCUUGCAAACUCCAAUUGAUAUUUAAAUUUAUUGUGUU